This is a messenger RNA of Cicer arietinum (chickpea), 1084 nucleotides long. RefSeq lists its product as uncharacterized. Gene Ontology annotation, biological process: microtubule-based process. Lineage: Eukaryota; Viridiplantae; Streptophyta; Magnoliopsida; Fabales; Fabaceae. Gene Ontology annotation, cellular component: cytoplasmic dynein complex. The record is from RefSeq and is a predicted model, not a curated record. Gene Ontology annotation, molecular function: dynein intermediate chain binding.
GAAUAUUUAAUUUUAUCAGUCUCAAAAUCUUGACCACUUAAAAUAUGUUUUAGCAGUGUGCUUCAUCUGGUUUUCACAUGACAGGCUAUAUAUGUUAUUGCCACUAAACACAAUCCUCUGCUGCAUUAAUUUUGUCUGUCAAUUUGAGCAAAUUGCUUUAUUAAAGUUAUAAAUAUCAAUCAGCAAGUUAAAGAUGUUGGAAGGAAAAGCUGUAGUGCGAGAGACAGACAUGCCAGAGGUGAUGCAGAACUAUGUCAUGGAGUUAGCUCAUCAAGCUCUUGAUGCACAUGAAGUUUCUGAUUGUCAGAGCAUUGCUCAUUUCAUCAAACAGAAACUUGAUGAAACAUAUGGACCUGCAUGGAACUGUGUGGUGGGAAAUGACUUUGGAUCUUGCAUUACACAUUUAUGUGGAAGUUUCAUAUUCUUUCGAGUUGAGAUGAUGGAAUUUCUUAUCUUCAAAGAUGGGAAGGACUUCACAGAAAGGAAGGAAGAAGCUAUUGGAGUUCUGCAAAAAGCAGGAAACGAAGAUUCAUAAAUUCUAAAAUCUGAGUAUGUAUAGAAACUAAGUUGGAUAUUCCUAAUUUACCUAUGAUAAACAUAGGUAAUAUUAAUAUUUCAAGAAAAAGUCAUUAAAGGACUAACAAAAAAAAUUGCAGUGGCUCUUAUAUGUGUGCCUAGGAUAAGAUAAUUUAAAACUCAAAAGUUAGGUAACUUUAAUUUACUAUUGUUGAUAUAAGGACGCAUUGAUGAAUAAAUAUAGUGUACCUUGUUACGUGUGUAGCAAUGUAAAGGUUUAUUAUUCAUAGGCAGAUUGGUCAUAACAUAAGGAAGGGGUAAUCUGCAUUCCAAAGAUUAAAUAUAAUAAACUCGUUAUUUUAAACCUCAGGAUGCAGAUUACCAAAUCCUGAACCAAUACUAAUUAACUCUUCCAAGAACAUGCAAAUCAAUGGCAAUAGAGGAAACAACAAAAUCAAUAAUACAUUGAUAAAAUGUUUGUACUAGAUUGGAUUGAGUUGAGUGUAACCAUACCUUUGGGCUUGGAAAUUUAUAGUUUUUAAAGUUGAGAAAUAUAUUCUUCUAGUGA